Aspergillus candidus is the source of this 1952-nucleotide messenger RNA. Its product is annotated as MFS general substrate transporter. Gene Ontology annotation, cellular component: membrane. The coding region runs from base 418 to 1848 and encodes 476 amino acids. Gene Ontology annotation, molecular function: transmembrane transporter activity. The transcript is spliced from 5 exons. Lineage: Eukaryota; Fungi; Ascomycota; Eurotiomycetes; Eurotiales; Aspergillaceae. The record is from RefSeq and is a predicted model, not a curated record. Gene Ontology annotation, biological process: transmembrane transport.
ACGAACCAAGCUACUGCAUUGACGUCACAUCCGCGUUCAUCAGACCGCAUUCUUGAUGGGCUCUCCAUAGAUUAGGGCACAACAGCCUCCUAUAUCGGCGGCGAAUGCGGCUACAUCUUGUCUGUCAUUUAUACUAUUGCUCUAUGUCGCGAACCAAUCGCUGGGAUCGACUGGCUAAUUGAGUCAGGGCGGGGAUCUGGCUCAGCACCGUCCGCCGUGCCCCCAUCCCGCAUUGGGCAGGUCGGCCAGCAACCGCCUGUUCCCACGGUCUCCAACUAAUCUCUGGCCUGGGAGACAGCGCUUGUGGGCGCGCCAAGAGAGUAGUGGAUAGAGGUUUUGGGGGACUGUGUAUGGGCGGUAUAAGUUCUUGCUUUCCCCCUCUUUGCGAAUUGAUAAUUCCCUCGUCGAUAUCUCCAGAUGACUUUGACUCCCCCCGAUCGUAGAGAAAUGGAACCACACAUGGAGGAACCUAUGUCGCCGGCGCGUUUGGACAAUAAUGUCACGGAAAAAGACCAUGUUAAUGAUGAUGGCCACGGCGCGGAAAGUUCGUCGCCGCCGGACGACACUGAGUCUCUGCUCCCCCGGUGGAAUCAUCCACGGUCGAAUAUCUUUCGCGUGUUCGCGACGCUGUGGGUAUUCUUGGUGAUGGGCGCGAAUGAUGCCGCCUAUGGAGCGUUACUCCCAUAUCUCGAGGAGUAUUACAACAUCACCUAUAUGAUCGUAUCGCUGGUCUUCCUGUCACCGCUGGUGGGAUAUGUAUUGUCCGCCUUGAUCAACGACAAGCUGCACCUCUGGGUCGGCCAGCGUGGCGUGGGCUUCAUCGCCUCCGUCUGCCACCUGAUCGGGUACAUCAUCAGUUGCACGCGUCCGCCGUACCCGGCUCUCGUGGUGGCCUAUGUCUUCGCCGGGAUCGCGAACGGCCUCGGUGACGCCGCCUGGAACACUUAUAUUGGCAAUAUGCAAAGCUCGAAUGAGCUCCUGGGCGUGCUGCAUGGUGUCUACGGCCUGGGCGCCGUGAUCAGCCCGCUGGUUGUCACCAACAUGGUGAAGAAGGCAAACGUACCCUGGAACUACUUUUACUUCUUCAUGAUCGGCAUUGCAGCCGUGGAGUUCAUUCUCAUCGUAAUGGCAUUCUGGCGUUUCACCGGCGCGGCAUUUCGAAAAACAAGGGCGCAGACUGCCGGCGAGACCAAUGCAAGUCUUCGAUCGACCUUGUUUACCCGCCCGGCCGCCCGCGUCUCCUGGGUCUGCGCCAUUCUCCUGCUUUUCUAUGUCGGCGUGGAAGUGGCUAUUGGCGGCUGGGUCGUGACUUUCAUGAUCGACGUGCGCCAUGCCUCCUAUUACGAUAGUGGCAUGACAGCGACGGGAUUCUGGCUGGGCAUCACGGUGGGGAGGGUUGUGCUAGGCUUCAUCACAGCACGCUUGGGGGUCAAGCUGGCGACAACGAUUUAUAUUACUUGCUCUAUCGGUGUCGACCUGGUUUUAUGGCUCGUGCCAAAUUUCUAUGUGUCCGCUGUGGCCGCCGCCGUUCAGGGAUUCUGUCUCGGUCCGCUAUUCCCGGCCGUGGUGCAGGUCAUGACCAUGUUGCUGCCAAAACAUCUCCACGUUACGUCGAUUGGGUUUGUCGCUGCGUUUGGUGGCUCCGGAGCUGCUGUUAUCCCCUUCAUUGUGGGGGCUAUUGCGCAGAACAGGGGCGUCGAGUCGCUGAUGCCGUUCGUUUUGGCUCUUUCUGUGGCCAUUUUGGUGCUGUGGAUGGCACUACCGCGACAGGGUGGUGGUGGUUCUGUUUUUCGGCCGUUCCUGAAGAAGAUAUUGCGAUCUCGGGGACAAGAUGGGAAUAUGAUAUAACGGUCAUAGGAAGAGUCGAUGAGCGUUAACAAUGGCCCAGGUACAGUUGGGCAUUGGCUCUAUUCUCUAUGGACAUAGAAAUGUGGGAUCUUGUCAUAGACAUG